GCGCAUUCUCCGCGCAGCGCUUCAGUCGCCGAUUAGAGCUCGCGUCAGUCGGACGCGUGACGUUUAAUUUCGUCUCGCCGCGUCAUUCGUCUUGUUUACGCUCACUAAACCAACAAUAUUUCGUAUUCCUAUUAGUGCGUGAUGAACCAAACAGUUAUCCAUUCACUAAACUUAACGCGUUCUCUCACAUAACUAAACUGAAUUUUGACCUUGUUUGCUAGGUGAAGAGAGCGUCUCGGAUGCUAUCUGUGAAGUGCGUCGCUGUGUUUGCAAGUGGUAUUGGACUUUGAAGAUGUCGACGUUGAGUGUGAGAGCACCCCUGCAGACCACAACCUUGCUGGACACGAGGUCCAUGCGCGUGCGAGGAGUAACCACCCUCGAUGGAGUCAGGAGGAACCUCUUUGGUUGCACAGACAGGGAAGAGAACAGAAGGUUCGCCGAGCGAGAACUCGCAAGGCAAUUGGAAUUGGACAGUCAGAAAUGGGGCUUCGACUUUGCUCAGGAAAAGCCAUUGCCAGGAGACCAGCGGUUCGAGUGGAGUUUAGUGGCAGCGUCUGCCAUCCCAGCAGCCCUGCGACGAGCUCCGAUCACCAUCACCAGCAUCAGCACUCCCCAGCCGGCUGCGCCCAAGCAAGAAGUCAAAGUUUCAAGUCCAGAAAACAGCAAAACGCAAAAGAGAAUCACAGGCUUAUGUGGUGCUGACGUGCGACAGUCCGCUGGCUGA
Ostrinia furnacalis (Asian corn borer) is the source of this 724-nucleotide messenger RNA. Its product is annotated as cyclin-dependent kinase inhibitor 1B. Gene Ontology annotation, biological process: regulation of cell cycle. NCBI's taxonomy places the organism in Eukaryota, Metazoa, Arthropoda, Insecta, Lepidoptera, Crambidae. The transcript has 2 exons. Gene Ontology annotation, molecular function: cyclin-dependent protein serine/threonine kinase inhibitor activity. Gene Ontology annotation, cellular component: nucleus. The record is from RefSeq and is a predicted model, not a curated record. Bases 293 to 724 code for a protein of 143 amino acids.